AUGAAGGCGUUUGUCUACCGAUCGAACUUUUUGGUGGUCGCAAUUGUUUUGUUACCGGUUGUCGUGCAUGCACGGAACAUCUACAGCGUUCAUCAACAUAAUGGCGAUCAUCCCCACGAAUCGCGUUCCAGUGAGAAGGAUUCUACUGUCGAAGCUGAAUACCAUUGGCUCGGCGCGGAUUUACCGAUGCGUAAAAGAGCUGAUAGGAUGCCGGUUGCUGCAGGGUCGAGCUUACCGGAUUGUACCCAUGCUUGUGGAUCUUGCACCCCAUGCCGGCUAGUUGUGGUUAGCUUCGUUUGUUCGUCUCUUGAAGAGGCUGAGACUUGCCCUAUAUCUUACAAAUGUAUGUGCCAUGACAAAUCAUAUCCUGUUCCAUGA
Messenger RNA from Striga hermonthica, 378 nucleotides. The record is from the annotation of a GenBank genome assembly. Lineage: Eukaryota; Viridiplantae; Streptophyta; Magnoliopsida; Lamiales; Orobanchaceae.